This is a messenger RNA of Penicillium brevicompactum, 1740 nucleotides long. RefSeq names its product SD08430p. NCBI's taxonomy places the organism in Eukaryota, Fungi, Ascomycota, Eurotiomycetes, Eurotiales, Aspergillaceae. The coding region runs from base 1 to 1740 and encodes 579 amino acids. Gene Ontology annotation, cellular component: membrane. The transcript is spliced from 2 exons. Gene Ontology annotation, molecular function: acetyl-CoA transmembrane transporter activity. The record is from RefSeq and is a predicted model, not a curated record.
AUGCCACGCAAGAACGCAAGUCUCUCCAAGCGCCGCUCUAAACCCAACCUAAAAGUCGCUACCGGGUCAAACGGGCAUGCGAAUGGCAAGAUGAACAACAAUAUCGAAAUGCGCAGGAGGGACACUCCCUCCGCCGAAUCUUCCGCCGAACGAACAGCCCAACUCAUGUCUCGUCCCAGCUUCUCUCUCGAUAAUGAACCCCCCUUCGCUCCGCAAACCCCAGUUCAAACAAAUACAACCUUCCAGGACCUGCCGCGCAGUGACCGCCGCAACUUCAUCCUACUCGUCCUUCUUUAUUUCCUUCAGGGUAUUCCCAUGGGCCUGGCCACCGGCUCCGUACCCUUCCUCCUGAAACCUUACCUCUCAUAUGGCCAGAUUGGAAUCUUUUCACUGGCCUCGUACCCAUACUCGCUCAAGUUGUUUUGGAGUCCGAUCGUCGAUGCAGUUUGGAGCACGAGAUUCGGCCGUCGCAAGAGCUGGAUCACGCCGGUGCAAGUGGUUGCGGGUGUGGCGAUGAUCUAUUUGGGUGGUCACAUUGAAGAAAUGAUGGUCGAAGCUGGUGCCAACGGUGGUGCCGGUGUCUGGAAAUUCACCUACUGGUGGUUCAUGUUGGUCCUUUUCUGCGCCACCCAAGAUAUUGCCGUGGACGGGUGGGCUAUCACUUUAAUGUCUCCUCCUAAUAUCUCUUAUGCCUCGACUGCCCAAACCGUUGGAUUGACCGCAGGCCAUUUCCUCUCUUACACCGUGUUCUUGGCUUUCAACUCGAAAGACUUUGCGAACAGAUGGUUCCGGGCCAUUCCCGGUGAUGGCGGGCUCCUGUCCCUCGGUACCUAUCUCAGCUUCUGGGGCUGGGCGUAUCUGAUCGUCACCUGCGGGCUGGCUUUCAUGAAGAAGGAAGAGAGCACGAAGGACCGCGACAGCAUCAUGGAUGUAUAUAAGAGCAUGUGGAGUGUUCUGAAGUUGAAGCACAUCCAGACAAUCAUUAUCAUUCACCUGAUUGCCAAGAUUGGCUUCCAGGCCAACGAUGGAGUCACCAGUCUCAAGCUCCUGGACAAGGGCUUUGGCCAAGACAACAUGGCCCUCGUGGUGCUGAUUGAUUUCCCUUUUGAAAUCAUGCUGGGUUACUACGCUGGCCAGUGGUCCACCAACUACGGCGCCAUGCGCCUGUGGGGCUGGGCCUUCGUGGGACGUCUGGUAGCAGCCGUGCUCGCCCAAUUCACUGUCAUGAUCUACCCCAGUGCCACUGAGGUGCCAAUGUGGUACAUGCUCACAGUAAUUGGUGAGCAUGUGCUAUCAACUUUUAUGAACACAGUCAUGUUCGUCGCCAUCUCGGCUUUCCACGCUCGCAUCGCCGAUCCAGCCAUUGGCGGAACCUACAUGACCCUCCUCGCAACUGUCUGCAACCUCGGCGGAACAUUCCCCCGUAUCUUCGUCCUCAAGCUUGUCGACUUCUUCACCAGCGCAACCUGUCUCCCGCCAACAGUCGCCCCUCCCGCCGACUCACUCAAAGACACUCUUGUCACGACGGCCUUCUCAUGUGCCCUCGAGCCAGAGAAGAACCGCUGCAUCAACGGCGGCGGUACCUGUCAGGUUGACCGCGACGGGUACUACAUGACUAACAUGAUCUGUGUGCUCAUCGGCACACUCACAUUUAUAAUGUUUAUCAAGCCAGCUGCGCGGAAGCUGCAGGCUUUGCCGCUCCGUGCGUGGCGCUUGAAUCCUGGUCCGGGACGAGAGUGA